Drosophila grimshawi is the source of this 1212-nucleotide messenger RNA. RefSeq lists its product as uncharacterized. The record is from RefSeq and is a predicted model, not a curated record. Lineage: Eukaryota; Metazoa; Arthropoda; Insecta; Diptera; Drosophilidae. The transcript has a single exon.
AUGAUAGUGGAUCACAUCUAUUCACCUGUCAGUUCGGAUAUACCGCACGCUUUCGCUGUCAAUGAUACGCGAAACGAGGGAACACUGUACUGUGGACCCCAUUUCAAGUGCAUGGAGACAUUUGCAAACGUGUUUCACUACCAGCUGCGGCUGGAUCAUGUAGCCAGCUUGCCUCCGAUGAGCGAGUUGCAGGAGCAGAUGGCCGAGGGAGGCUACAAUGUGUCGCUGCAUGGUGUGAGCAUCAGGACCAUGUUGCUCAAUUCCUCAUCGAAUGUCAAAUACAGUUAUCCCAUCGAAGUGGGAAAGUAUUGCGUUGCGAUUCCCCUGGCACCGGAGCUGUCCAAAUGGAUGUAUGUGGUGUGGCCAUUGGGUCGCUAUGUUUGGGCAACACUCUUCCUUGGCAUCUUCUAUGUGGCAUUCCUGUUGCGCUACAAUCAGUAUCCGGAGCGCAUAUCCAGCCCGUACAGGCGGAAUCUGCUCCAUGCCAUGGCACUGCUUAUGUACAGUCCCAACAUGAAUGUGCAUUUGCCGCUUAUAAGCCCACCCAUAAGGAUGAUCGUCUUCUACACGCUGCUUUAUGCCCAGGGAUUUAUAAUAUCCAUUUAUUACUUUAGUCACUUCACAAGCUACAAUAUGAAGCCGGUUUUUGUGAAGCCCAUUAAUACGUUGCAAGAGCUGAUUGAGUCCGGGGUGCGCAUCAUUAUACCAGACACUUUGCUGGAGGAGCUGCGGAUUGUACCCUUUACGGAUAUCGCUUCGUUGGAGGCACAAUUUGAGCCACGCAGCUGACCGGACUAUCAGGAACUGCUCACGCAUCCAUCUAGGAACUAUGCUUAUGUGUUCACCCAUGAUACUUGGAAGUUCUUCGAUCGGCAACAACGUGUGCUAAUUCAGCCAUAUUUUCAAAUGUCCAAGAUCUGCUUUGGGGGCGUACUCAAGGCGUUUCCCCUCCAAAGGGAGGCGCCAUUUGCCUCGGCCUUGGAUCGCUUUGUGUUGUAUGUGCGUGAGGUGGGUCUCUGGAAAUAUUGGGAGGAGAUGGCCUUUAUCUAUGCCUUGCGUGCCGAUUAUGCAAACAUUUUUGUGGACAGCUAUUCCGUGGAGCCAUUGAACGUGGAGUUCUUUGCGAUAGCCUGGAUUGUACUGGCAGUGGGUAUACUCACAGGCCUUGUGGUCUAUGGCCUGGAACAUUUGUGGUGCCGCUGGGAAAAGUAG